Molecule: messenger RNA, 5381 nt
Organism: Tigriopus californicus
Lineage: Eukaryota; Metazoa; Arthropoda; Copepoda; Harpacticoida; Harpacticidae
Exons: 12
Coding region: 177-4100 (1307 amino acids)
Biological process (GO): regulation of epidermal growth factor receptor signaling pathway; regulation of protein secretion
Cellular component (GO): endoplasmic reticulum membrane
Molecular function (GO): serine-type endopeptidase activity
Source: RefSeq, a predicted model, not a curated record
CUGGUAGUGGAGGAGGAGGAGGAGGAGGAGGAGGAGGAAAUUCUGCCUCUGGAGGUUCUUCCACAAGAGCGAGGGCAGGGUCCAGAGAGCUCUAUCUGGAUUCGACGAAUGGCUCUGGCAAGGCCUCCCCGUAUCACGCCACAACAGGGAACACGGGGACCCUACGGGCAAGUGCCAUGAGACAGCGAGCAGCCCCCCAGGAGCCAAAUUACCUACUGCUUCGCCAUCAAGAGCAAAUGGAAUUCGACCGGAUGCAGCAGAAUUCCAACAGUCGCUCAGAGCUCCUCGAGAACGAUCACAAUGCAACAAUGUAUGAAAUGUCGGCCCCCUACGUAGCCCUUCCACCUCGACCGUAUGAGAUUUUUCGCAACUUUGAUGGUAAGUUCGUGCGCACCACCUACAUCAAUGAUUACGAUCAGCAGUAUAUGGACCAAAGCAUCUACCAGCCUCCUUACAUGUCCAACCGACCUACUGCCCAUCAUACGUUGCGUCGACCCAGUAAAUCCAGAAGGUCCAAUAAUCCCCCUAGUGAUAACUAUGGUAACAAUUGUUGCCCAAGGGAAGACUUCCCCAUGGGAUCGAGUGGUCGGGGACGCAAUCAAAUGGGCAUGUCAACCAUGCAGCAACCCUACGCCACUUUGGGCCGAGUACGAACCGAUAAGCGAGCCCCUUGUCCAGCUCAAGGCAUUGGGGACAACUACGGCCGGAAUCCGUUGGUCUAUCCCGAUGAUAGUCGUAGUCUGGCGUCUUAUACGGAUGAUUGUCUUCCCAUCGCAGGCUACCACGACCAUAAUCUCGCUCUCCAUGGAGGUAGCCUUCACCCGCAGUCCGCUGGUGGCCAAAACUCGCGUCUCAUGUCAAGAAGCACAGAUAGGAAUCUGGACAGUCUCAGCGAUGAAGAUCUCCUCAUGCAAGGUGGCAUUCCCAUGCGGACAUCCGAGGAAAUGCUUACACUUCUCACCCGCGAACCGCCUGAUGGCAAAGAGAAGCCCGAGCCCAGCAAGACGAGCCUCCUCAAAUUGGAGGCUCUCUCCCGGAAAAACUCCAAGUGUGAUUUGUUAGACACCUCAAUCGACGGGGGUAACCGCCCAUCACUCUCCUCUUCCACCACGCCCAUGCAAAACCCAUCCAACAACGGGCAGACUUCUUCCUCAGAGUGCCGAUCUGAGGCAGCAAGCUUAUGUGGGGAUACGGCCAGUGUUAUGAGUGCAGGCAGUACUUUGACCAGUGCGGCCAUGUCCGGACAGGGCCACAAUAGCAUAUCCAAGACCGACAGUGGCAUGUCUUCGGGACUAUCGUCUACCAAGCGAGAUUCUCUGACUGGCUCCUUGGCCAUGAAGGACAACGUCUUCCUCGAUAGCCAUAGCAGUAGCAGCAGUAGUGCAAACAGUGCGGUUACCACCUUACAACAAUCACAGCUGCAGCAAGACCAGGAUCUUGACUCAGGACUGAGUUCAUCCCUCCCAAGCAACAAAGAAUGGAAAUCUGUCACCGGUAGUCCGCGAUGUUCAACUCUCAACUCAAACGUGGUGGGCGUUGUGGCGUCAUCCAGUGCCACCUCGCCCAAGGCCAGUCUCGCCACGCCCUCAUUAGUGUCCUCCCGGGCCAGUCAGAUCCCAAUCAAUCCCUCAGUGGGUGGGAUGGUUGUACCACAACAACGCUCCAUUGUCAGCUAUAACCCGCCCUCGGCAGUGAGCAUACCCAAUGCUCUUCCGAGCCACACCUUCAGUCCCAACACAUUGAGCACGGGGCGUUUGACCACCGCCGCUGGAUGGAAUGUAGCCCUCAAACGAUCUUGUCAGUACGUCAUCGUCGGCACAGCCAAAUUCUUUGGGGUGGAUCCCACCAGUGAAGCCAUGUCCAAGAUGGUGUGGGUGGAACGGAGACGUCGGAUCGCCAUCAAAAAGUUCGGCGGGGUCAAGGACGAGUACGCUAUCCGAGAUGGUGGGGGGCACUCCACGCAUGCCAACCCUCAGUUUGGCGACGGGUGUUCUCGCUUCCGAUAUGACCACCAUCUCACGUCAGAGCUCGAAGGAGACAAAAUGGUGCUAAAAAUCACAAAACCUCCACGAAACAAAGAUUCACUCAGCAGUAUGACCGGUCAAGGCAUGUCCUACCUUAUCAACUCUCUGAUGAUUCAUAAGGUGCCCAUUCAUCAGAUCGUGGCGGAGCAUGAUAUUUCUAGAAGCUAUCAGCCUUCCAUGACGGGCAUUGCAGCUUACUACCAGGCUGAGCAGUCUGGAGGCCUGGCUGUGUGCCCUCCUCCACUUCCUAGAGUUCCAUCCUCUCAUCAUUUGCAUGGCGAGAGUCCAGCCGAAGAGGUUUUCUUCACCAAACCCAACUGUGAUGGUGAUGAUCUCAGUUUCCAGAAACGGAUCGCCUACAACUCGGACCAAUAUAGGUCAUGCAGUUGGCAAUUACCACGACCCGAUGCCCCCGACUUGCCUCCACGGAUGAGCUCCGAUGUAGGAGCCUCUCGGAUAUGGAACCGCUUACUAGAUGCAGCAUUUGACAACUCAGAUCGACGGAAACAUGGCAUGGGUGUGGUGGGGCGUGUCGUUUCGUCCCGAAGGAGAGCUACUCGCCGUCCACCCGAAUCCAACCGGAAACGAAAACUGGGUGGAAACUCUAGUGAUCACCGGCCGUAUUUCACUUACUGGAUGACCACGGUUCAAAUCUUGGUGAUGCUCAUAUCAAUGAUGGUGUAUGGAGUGGGCCCAGUGGGAAUCGAUCUCUACAAGAAAGCCGGAAUGGUACUCGUGACCAAUUUGGAAUUGGAGCCUGUGGACCAUUUAGAACCGGCCAAUUUCUGGAUUGGACCCUCAGCCACCUCUCUAAUUCAUUUGGGUGCAAAAUAUGCGCCUUGUAUGAGAUGGGAUGAAGUCCUAGACCGUGAUAUCAAAGAAGAGCGACUCAAAGAACGUGAUACGGCUUGUUGCAUCCGGAAGGAUCGUGCCGGAUGUGUCCAGAGUCCCAAGACUGAAUGUUCCAAAGUCGGUGUUGGAGGUCCAAACGAGGAUCUCGAAGGUGGAAUGGAUGGCAAUGGAGGCAGCGUGGGUGGAGUUCCUCCUCGGAGUAAUUGGUGGCGGCCAUCUGAAUGGUAUUCAAAAUAUCCCAACGAGAACCGGAGAUCAUCAGGGCCAGUAUGUGGAUUGGAUCCAGCAUAUUGCGAAGCUCCCGCUUCGGUCGCUCCGUAUAUUUGGCCAGAUGAUAUUACGAAAUGGCCAAUUUGUCGCCGGAAGACCGAUGUGGAGAACCUGGACCAAAUGGGUCACACUGCAGAGCAUAUGAUAUGUGAGAUCAUUGGUCAUCCCUGUUGCAUUGGGAUCCGUGGACAGUGCAAGAUUACCACCAAAGAGUAUUGCAUGUUCGUGGGUGGAACGUUCCACGAAGAGGCCGCUCUUUGCUCUCAGGUGUCCUGCUUGGACGAUGUGUGCGGGCUUUUGCCAUUCCGUGAUAGAGAUGUUCCCGAUCAAUUCUACCGAACAUGGACGCCUUUGUUUCUUCAUGCUGGGAUCAUUCACCUUUUGAUCACUGUGGUGUUACAGUAUUGGCUGAUGCGAGAUCUAGAGAAAAUGGCUGGUACCGCAAGAAUUGCCAUCAUUUACUUGGGAUCAGGGAUGAUUGGAAAUCUAGCAUCAGCCAUCUUCGUUCCAUACAGAGCUGAGGUGGGCCCUGCGGGCGCCCAUUUUGGUCUCCUGGCCUGUUGUAUGGUCGAAAUCAUUCACCAAUGGCACAUGCUCAAAUAUCCCGAGAUGGCCAUCCUCAAAUUAGUGGGCGUGACGGCAGUGCUGUUCUUGGCGGGUCUCCUACCUUGGGUGGAUAACUACGCUCACUUGUUCGGUUUCAUCUCGGGAUUCUUCCUUUCCUACGCUUUGUUCCCAUUCGUCACUUUUGGUGGGAGUUACGAGCGGAAACGGAAAUUGCUGUUGGUGGUGAUCUGUUUGGCCUCGGUGGUUCUGUUCUUCGUCGGUCUUCUCCUUCUUUUCUACAUCACACCCAUCCAUGACUGUGAGAUCUGCAAGUACUUCAACUGCAUCCCGAUUACCAAGGAUUUCUGUGCAGAUCAGAACAUCGAUCUUCGUUCCGUUGAGAUUUGAGAAUAUCCAGCUUCAGCUCCAACUCCUCUCGUGGAACAAAAGGUAUCAAACCAAUGUGAAAUAUUACCCAGCAGCCAUCGCCAUCUCCUCUUCAGCAUCACCUUCCAAGUGUCAAAUUUGUCUCUCUCUCCCCUGUCACUUCCCCUAAAAAUCAGCCACGAUGUUGCCACGUGUCCUCUGGAAUUACUUAUCCACCUCCAUAAAUGCCAUUCAACCAACCAACCACGGGUCCCUGGGUUUUUAGGACGCAUCACUUCAUUGAACGACAUGACGCCAAGGCCAGCCGUUGUUCCACGAUCAAGAACCCUUUUGGAAAAAGAUGGAUGGACACGGUCAAACAGCGUCCAUCAAAUGUCAAUUUUCAAGUGCUUGAAUGAUGCACCCUGCUCAUCCAGGUUUAAUCCCAUUGGAAGAUUGCGUGGUAACUCUUGGGGAUGAAUUAAGAUAAGUCGGCCCGUCUCGAGUGAUGCCAUCUUCUCUAGUUAAUUGACACCCAACAUCACGACUCAAGUGGCACUGACAUGACCCUAUCAAAGCCCACCCCAUAAUACCCAUUUUAUAUACUGCAAUUACUACCACUAUACUUUAGUGUAUAAAGUAUACUUUAUCGAAAAUAGUCUACAAUGUCAUCGCCGCAAAGGGAUGGAUGAUCAUUGGUACAAUUCUGGAACACUAUGUGUACUUUGAAAUCCCUUUCUUGGUUCAUUUAAAAAUCAUGGUCGGCAUUAUUUUCGGGCUCAUUCGGAAAGCCCCCUCCCCUCCCCUUUUUAUUCAUGUUUGGACAUUCCAUUUAGGACAUUUUUUCGUAUCUUGGGAGCAUGACCCUUGACCUUGUGUUGUAAACUCAAAUUUUCCUGACUUACUGCAGUCCAACCUUCAAAAGCGUUGUUGUGAUCCACCAUCCAAAGAAAAAAAAAGAGAUGACAACGACAACAACCUCAAACUCGACACUCUGAGUGACUCCGAAGUUGUUAUUGCCAAAUUCUGUUGUUUUAUGAUAAUCAGUAUCAUUAUUGUGCAUCUUUUAAUCUUCAUCAUCAUUAAUAUCAUUAUCACCAUCACAACUAUUACCACCCCGACAACCAAUAUUCCUAUCAUUGUCAUUAUCGUCUCUCUCUGAAUAUUACCACUGCUACCACUAUUGCUACAACUUUGACUGCUGAAAUUUGUUAUAAAAAACAAGCCAUAUUAUUUUCCUGCUCAGAUGUGACAUCCGUAAUGAAUGAUAUUAUUGAUAACUUAUUUGAAAUGGGAAAUAAACUCGUCGGAAUUUUAACCAUA